Molecule: messenger RNA, 1935 nt
Organism: Harmonia axyridis
Lineage: Eukaryota; Metazoa; Arthropoda; Insecta; Coleoptera; Coccinellidae
Exons: 4
Coding region: 114-887 (257 amino acids)
Source: RefSeq, a predicted model, not a curated record
CAUUUUGAAUGAUUCAGUUCAAAAGUUUUGAUUGUUUUUGUUAUGUUCAUCUUCUACAUUCAAUUGGAUUUAAUUAGAAUAUAAUUGAUGAGAAUUAGUUUAUUUAUACAAAAAUGAGUGAUUCAAGUGACGACGAAUUCGUUUUGCAUAAAAGAAAGCAUAAUAUUGGUAUGAACCGCACGAAACAGUAUAAAGCCAAUAGAAGUGAAGACGAUUUAACAAUGGAUGAAGUAGAAGAUGCAUUGAGCGAAAUUGAUUUGAAAUAUUCAAAAUACAGCACUAAAACAAAUUGCGAUCAAAACCUAAUUAUGCUGCUACAGGAUUUCGAUACAUUAGGACUUCCAGAAAUAGAUCCAUCUCUUUCAGUGGGAGAUAUAAAUAGCAAAGUGAUUAAAAACUCAAAGUUAUUAGUGGAAAUGUACCGAAGGAAUCUGAAUAAAUUAGAUGAGGAUGAAUUGAAUUUUAGAUGUAGAGAUACUAGGUAUGCAGACCUUCAGAAAAAAUUAACUACCCUUAAAUGUAGCUAUGAUAAAUUAGCUUACAAGAAUCAAAGUCUUGAAGCCAUGGUGGAUAAGACAAAAAAAGAAAAUAAUCGUUUGAGUGAAAUGCUGAGUAUGCAAAGAAAUGAGAUAAAAAAGUUGAAACAGUAUUAUUCUUCGAAACAAGAUGAAUUGCAGCAUUCUGUCAAGAAAUUGGAAAAGAAUAAUCAAGACUUGAAGGAUAUGUUUAGGCAAGAUGUUGGUAAAUACAUUGGAAAAGAUGAUGUAAUUGCAAACUACGUAAAGAAAUGUAAACUUAACGAGCAAAUAUAUGAAAGUACUAUCAAGCAAUUGCAAGACAAUAAUACCAAACUUUUGGAAGAACUGACUAAAUUCCGAGAAGACUGAAAGUUUUACACAAUCAGUUUGAGCAUAUAUAAUUGAUAUAUACAAUAAUAUUGAUACUCAAAAACCAAUCUAUCACUGGUUGAUGGUUAGUUUUGACAUUUUAAUUUAUUCUAUAAGAUCCUCAUCAGCUGUGAUAAAAUAUUAUCUACAAUUUUUUUAAAUUUUUUAUACUACUUCAGGUUUUAUCAAAACUUUUCUCAGUUUAGCUUGUUUUUAAAUUUGUCAUUUAUGCAAAUGAGGUAUCGAGGAAAAGUUAUAUUUACAAUUAAUUAUUCAUGUCGUAAUUAUUUCAGAAGUAGGCUAUCUAACAAAUUUUUGUAUGGUUUUUAUUUCUUAUAGAAAUAGUAAUGGAAAAAGUGAAAUUCAAAAAGACCGCCAAAACGCAACAUGAUGUCACUUGGAAGUAUAAACAAUCAAGUGCCAUGAAUUAUUUUUUAAUAUUUCAUUCUAAAGAUUAAGAUUCAUUAAAUUCUCAUUAUGGGUUUAGAAUUCAACGUUGUUUCAAAUGACCUUUCCGUUGGAAAAUGAAGUAAUAAAACUAAAUGCAAAUGACAUGUUUACUUCAAAAUGACGUCAUGGUUAAUUCACUCAAUCUAGUUUGUUUCUUAUCACGUGAUAAUAAGGAUGAAUUAUUAAAUUUUCAAAGGUUUUGCAUAUCCAAUAUCAAAUUUUCUGCAAAUCAAUGUAUAUUGUUUUCAAUUUAUUGUCAUCAAAUAAGGAAAUAUUCUUCAUUGUGCCAAAUAGUCAUUUUCUUUUUUUUUUACUGACCUCUUAUUUUAUUGAAAAUUAUAUGUUUGCCAAAAUGUAUCGAUUGAAUAUUGACGCUAAAAUUGAAAUAAACAAUUUUAAAUAAAUAUCAAAUUUUCUGCAAAUCAAUGUAUAUUGUUUUCAAUUUAUUGUCAUUAAAUAGGGAAAUAUUCUCCAUUGUGCCAAAUAGUCAUUUUCUUUUUUUUUUUACUGACCUCUUAUUUUAUUGAAAAUUAUAUGUAUGCCAAAAUGUAUCGAUUGAAUAUUGACGCUAAAAUUGAAAUAAACAAUUUUAAAUAAA